Messenger RNA from Maniola jurtina (meadow brown), 829 nucleotides. RefSeq names its product endocuticle structural glycoprotein ABD-4-like (gene Cpr49Ae). The record is from RefSeq and is a predicted model, not a curated record. The transcript has 4 exons. Gene Ontology annotation, molecular function: structural constituent of chitin-based larval cuticle. Gene Ontology annotation, cellular component: chitin-based extracellular matrix. Lineage: Eukaryota; Metazoa; Arthropoda; Insecta; Lepidoptera; Nymphalidae. Bases 106 to 507 code for a protein of 133 amino acids.
CUCUAUAAAAGGGACAAGUGAUUAGAAGCUAAGUACAAUCUGGCGUACGCCGCGCCACAUGGGAUAUACAUUGCGCAUCCUUACACACGGAUAAUCACAUUGAAAAUGAGGGUCUUAAUUCUUUUUGCCGUGGUAGCGAUAGCGGCUUCAGCGCCACAAAAGCCUGCAGAUCAAGUUAUUGCUAUCCUCAAACAAGAAUUUGAUCAACAAGCCGAUGGAUCUUAUGUCUACAGCUACGAAACAGAAAACGGCAUCAAAGCAGACGAAACCGGCACGCUGAAGAAGGCCAGUAGUCCAGACAGCAAUGACGUAAUAGUAGCCCAGGGUGCGUUCAGUUACACAGCACCAGAUGGUACUGUCAUCAGUCUCAACUAUGUAGCAGAUGAUGAAAAUGGAUUCAGACCUGAGGGUGCGCAUUUACCUACACCGCCACCAAUACCACCGGCAAUUCAAAAGGCACUUGACUAUCUCGCGACUCUACCUCCUCCACCACCUUCAAGAAGUUAGACAAGAGGAACCUCUUCGAUAAACUAUGACCACCUGUACAUGUACGAUGACGCACGCUUGUACCACUUUGAAAACACGCUUUUUUUGGAGUUUUUAUUGUACAUAAUAUAUUGUUUCAAAAGCAGAGAUAACAAAAGCCUGUUUACAAAACGGUACUUACUUGAUAAUGUUAUACUCAAAGCAUAAUAAAAAAAAUGUAUAAAAAUAAAUGCUCAACCAUUGAACUGUGAUAGUUAAGAUUUGCAUGGAAAAAAUAUGAACAUGGUAUUUAUUAUUUAUUUAAUAAACGCAAAUUCAGUGCCAAAGAUGCAUUGUGGAUAGA